Messenger RNA from Exophiala bonariae, 1002 nucleotides. RefSeq lists its product as uncharacterized. Bases 1 to 1002 code for a protein of 333 amino acids. The transcript is spliced from 2 exons. The record is from RefSeq and is a predicted model, not a curated record. NCBI's taxonomy places the organism in Eukaryota, Fungi, Ascomycota, Eurotiomycetes, Chaetothyriales, Herpotrichiellaceae.
AUGUUUAACUGGAUCAGAACCUUUUGGAAGGAGUCGACGGGCCUUCCUGCUCCACCACUAACUGAGAAGAACCUUCCGGACCAAACUGGAAAAGUCUUCAUCGUUACAGGUGCCAACACAGGAGUAGGCUAUGAAGUAUCAUCGAUUCUCUACUCACACAACGCCAAAGUUUAUGUGGCAGCACGCUCCGAGUCCAAGGCCCAAGCAGCCAUUGAUGCAAUUAAAGCGCUACACCCCAAAUCCACAGGAAGUUUGCACUAUCUGCACCUCAAUCUCAGUGACCUCGGCACCAUCAAGUCAAGUGUGAAUGAAUUCUUAUCGAAGGAGGACAAGCUUCACUGGCUGAACAAUAACGCCGGUGUCAUGAUCCCACCCAAGGAACAAGUCGGCGCCCAGGGUUUGAAUCUGACAUACCAGACGAAUAUCCUCGGUCCUUUCCUCUUCACCAAGCUCCUGCUUCCCGUGCUCCAGCGCACCGCCGACAGUGAACCUAAGGGAACGGUGAGAGUCAGCUGGGCUGGAAGUCUAGCUGUCGUGUUGCAAUCUCCCCCCAACGGCCAUAAGUGGAAAAUCGCCAAGGAUGGCAGCGAGACUCUCGAUGACACUCUGAGAAACGAGAACAUCUACGGCGUCAGCAAAGCUGCCAACUACUAUCUCGCGAACGAGUUCGGUCGGAGAUACAAUGCCCAGGGUGUGAUGCAUAACUCCUACAACCCAGGCAAUCUACAGUCCGACCUACAACGCCACCUCCCAGGCUUCGUUCAAUGGAUCAUGAACAAAACAGUGCUCUACCCUGCCAUAUACGGCGCAUACACGGAGAUCUACUCUGGACUGAGCCGCGACAACCCGGCCCUGACUUCCGAGCAGGGCGUUUACUUGGUUCCCUGGGGCCGGAAAUACGGGACGAGAGCAGACCUCGAGGCGGAAAUCGCAAAGGGUCCGAAUGGCGAGGCUGCUAAGUUGUGGGAUUGGUGUGAUAGGGUUACAAAAGACUUUGCAUAA